UCCUGUCAAGUGAGAAGCCCCUGUGUGACUUAGUAUCAAUAGUGGUGGAUAGUAUAUAAAGGUGCCCUAAAAUGUUACGUUCACUCAAUUUCAUUAAGAUCAGAAAAGCCAUGGAAGUAGUGACUCUGCUGUUUCUGCUCGGUACUGCAGGAUAUGUCCAUGCAGACUGCUAUCCCAGUGAUACUGCCUACACUGCAAUCAUUCAAAAUGUAUACCAUGGAGUUACAUCGAACAACUUCCGGCUGACUGGAAGUGAUCAACUCCCAGGAUUUAUAACCAGAAAACAGCUGUGUGACAGGCUCACAUCUCAUCACAAUAAUGGAAAAAAACACUGGAAUGGCAAAAACAAACCAAGACUUUCUUGGAAAUGGCUACAUUUCGUCCUCUCAAUGUCAAGAUGCUCUCACCUACACUCAAGGCUACAACAGCAUCACUGGCUGGCAGCGAUGGGAUGGUUACCAUAGCGGCAAGUGGUAUAAUACAGUCAAUGGAGGUGAUAAUGAUGGUGCCCAAUGGAAUGCUCCAUAUUCAACAUCGGAUGCAAAGCAUACGUAUGCUGUACAAUCAGUGCGAUUCGAUUCUGAUUGGCGCAAAAAUAAGUGCCACACCAAAUAUUCUGGAGUCACCUGUCGCUAUGGAUGGAAUCAAUCUGGAACUGGGGUGCAGUAUGUGUGGGGAUGGGACCCAAAAGAUGAUGAUUGCAACAAGAAUGGAGUCACACCGGGACAUAGAGGUGCAGUUGUGGGUUUCACUUUCACUGUUGGACAGAGCCAUUGCAUUGUGUGGGUGACCAAAGAGGAGGCCUUCCUGGAGUGUGUCAAGAAUGGCCGCAGGACCAGCACCACCAGCGGUGCUCUAGACUCAGAGGGAUAUGGUCAGUGGACCAUUCAGUAGAAAACUGACGUAUAACAUUGAUGCAGAUAGUUUAAUAGUUAGUUGUCAUGCCAAAAUUACUGGUUUUGACUACGGAACUCUUAGUUAUAGCAUUUUUUCUUAAAAUAAUAAUUCUUAAUUGAUAUUUAAA
Molecule: messenger RNA, 1024 nt
Organism: Halichondria panicea
Lineage: Eukaryota; Metazoa; Porifera; Demospongiae; Suberitida; Halichondriidae
Exons: 2
Coding region: 319-894 (191 amino acids)
Source: RefSeq, a predicted model, not a curated record